This is a messenger RNA of Neurospora crassa OR74A, 1102 nucleotides long. RefSeq names its product ADP-ribosylation factor family protein. NCBI's taxonomy places the organism in Eukaryota, Fungi, Ascomycota, Sordariomycetes, Sordariales, Sordariaceae. Gene Ontology annotation, cellular component: microtubule cytoskeleton; cytoplasm. Bases 176 to 721 code for a protein of 181 amino acids. Gene Ontology annotation, biological process: protein folding. Gene Ontology annotation, molecular function: GTP binding; GTPase activity. The transcript is spliced from 5 exons. The record is from RefSeq and is a predicted model, not a curated record.
CUGGAAUAUUCAACGGCGAGGCAGCUAGUACAGCCAGAUUCGUAGAAUUGGCAAUAGCUAAGAAAGUUGGUUUCUUUCAGCAGUUCCGAUCUUUAGACAUCACUAUACACGGAUAGGCCGUGUAGAAAAUUCACCGACUGCUUGGUUUUCGCAUUUCGUUACCCCCGCCAACAAGAUGCUGUCAAUCCUAAGAAAAGCGAAGCUCAAGGACAAAGAGCUUCGCAUCCUCAUGCUAGGUCUUGACAAUGCAGGCAAGACGACGAUUGUCAAGAAAAUCAUGAAUGAAGAUGUGAACACGGUCAGCCCAACACUCGGGUUCAUCAUCAAAACCAUAGACUAUGAGGGUUACAAGCUAAACAUUUGGGAUGUUGGCGGCCAAAAAACGCUGCGGUCGUACUGGAGGAAUUACUUUGAAAAGACAGAUGCGUUGAUCUGGGUCGUUGAUGCCACGGACAGGCUGCGCAUCCAGGACUGCAAAGAUGAACUCCACGGUCUGCUCCAGGAAGAGCGACUGUCGGGAGCAAGCUUGCUUGUGUUUGCCAACAAGACCGAUGUAAGGGGGUGCAUGUCUGAGGACGAGCUGCGGGAAGCUUUGCGACUCGAUGAAAUCAGGACGCAUAAGUGGAAUAUUCUGCGGUGUAGUGCCAUGACAGGCGAAAAUCUCAAGGAGGGCUUGGCGUGGGUGGUUGAAGAUGCAAAGGCUCGUCUUUUCCUGUACUAGGACAAAGAGCUGGUUAGUGGUUGGGAUUGGUGGUCGGCAAGGCACGGGCCGUAUCCGAGAUGAGAUGUGAGACGAUGUUUGGUUUGUCUAUUUUGCCGUGAGGAUACGAGGCGAUACAUGAACAAGUCGGUUGGGAGAUCUGUCGAGCAGCGGUCAGCCUUCAGGGGAAGCGAGCCUCCCUUUUGAUCCCCUUGAGGUUCCGCGUCUUCCAGAAGGACGGGUCAAAGGUGGAGUACACAAACAAGAAGCGGUGAUGGGUAGACAUAAAACCGGACAAGUUGGUACCUGUCGAUGAAAAGACCAUAAUGGACAUUUUGAUGUUGGAUUUCCGACGCAUGAUCUGACUUUCCCAGUUUGAAACGGAGUUAGAGUCCGCAACGA